Molecule: messenger RNA, 1481 nt
Organism: Mercurialis annua (annual mercury)
Lineage: Eukaryota; Viridiplantae; Streptophyta; Magnoliopsida; Malpighiales; Euphorbiaceae
Product: lecithin-cholesterol acyltransferase-like 1
Exons: 2
Coding region: 83-1381 (432 amino acids)
Biological process (GO): lipid metabolic process
Source: RefSeq, a predicted model, not a curated record
AAUUGCAGCGUGGCAUAUUCUCCACUGCAAAUGUAUCUACGAUUAUCCCAUUCUUUCAGGCAGCCAAUGUCAAAAACAAGCCAUGAAGAUAUGCAGACUUAAAUUAGGAAUAGCGUUAUUAGCCAUUAUGCUCUUACACACGUGUCAACCAUCUACUAAGCUCCACCCUGUAAUCAUAGUUCCUGGAAGUGGCGGAAAUCAGCUGGAAGCUAGACUAACCAGUAGCUAUAAGCCCACCAGCCUACUGUGCAACCGUUGGUUUCCAUUAAUUAAGCAGAAGGAGGGGUGGUUUAGGCUAUGGUUCGACCCAAGCGUCAUGCUACCUCCAUUUACACACUGUUUGGCUGAUCGUUUGAUGCUCUAUUACCAUCAAGAUUUGGAUGAUUACUGCAAUGCCCCUGGGAUUGAGACCAGAGUCCCUCAUUUUGGCUCAACCGACUCACUUCUCUGCCUUGACCCUAAUCUCAAGGCUGUCACGGAAUACAUGGCACCACUAGUGCAAUCGCUACAAGAAAUUGGCUACAUUGAUGGUGAAUCACUCUUCGGAGCUCCGUAUGAUUUUCGAUACGGAUUAGCAGCAAAAGGUCAUCCAUGUAAGGUAGGUUCAAAGUUCUUACAAGAUCUAAAACAAGUAAUAGAAAAGGCAAGCAGUCAAAAUGGAGGAAAGCCAGUAAUAAUUCUGUCCCACAGUUUAGGAGGUCUAUUUGCACUUCAACUCCUCAACAGAAAUUCAAUUUCUUGGAGAAAAAAAUAUAUCAAACACUUUAUAGCACUUUCCGCCCCAUGGGGGGGAAGUGUUCAAUUAAUGCUUACUUUAGCUUCAGGCAAUACACUUGGUGUACCCUUUGUGGAUCCAUUGCUAGUAAGAGGAGAACAGAGAAGUUCAGAGACUAAUAUAUGGCUUUUACCAAACCCUAAAAUCUUCGGUACCAACGAACUGGUUACCACGCCAAAUGCGACUUAUUCGUCGUAUGAUAUUCCGCAAUUUCUUAACGAUAUUGGAUUUCCUGAAGGGGUUUAUCCUUAUGAAUCACGGAUUUUACCCUUAAUACUGGAGGAAGGGCUAAUUGCCCCGGAGGUUCCGAUUACGUGCAUAAUUGGGAGUGGAGUGGAGACGGCUGAGAGUUUGAUUUAUGGUGGAAAUAAUGGAUUUGAUGAGCAACCUACUGUUGUUAAUGGAGAUGGAGAUGGGACGGUGAACAUGGCUAGCUUGUUAGCAUUGGAGACGAUGUGGAGUAAUGGUAAGGAAAAUCAAGACCUUAAGGUGAUAAGGCUUCAUGGGGUUUCUCAUACAUCAAUACUCAAACAAGAUAUAGCACUUGAUGAAAUUAUUAGAGAGAUUUCGUGUAUUAAUUCUAAUGUCAUGAGCUCUGUUUUAUAAAUAUUUUCAUGCACAUCAUGUACUGGAGAAAUUAUUGUUUUUUCUUUGAGGAAACAGAAAUUAUUGUUUGGUUGUAUAAAAAUUAAGACUUAAAUAGCAA